GACGUUCCCGCUACCUCAGUAUCUUGCGGGGUCUGGCAGGCGUCGGACAAGCACCGCCUCACCUUCCACGCCCAGACAUCGAAGUCCUGUUGUUUAAAGUCCCUAGAGUCCGCAAGGUCCUUGAGUUCGCAUACCCAAGAGUGCCUAUUUACGAACUGACGAUUGAAAGACCAAGUUGAGCUGACCAGAGAGCGCUUCCUGACUCCCUUGAACGCGUGUCACGAUGGUGUUAGCGUGCGAGUAGCGUGUGUGAGGGCAGAACAGUAGCGUGUGUUGAGUGUGUUCACGGACCGCAGCCAUGAGUGUGAGGGGCGUGUUAACCCUCACUCUGGCACUACUAGCUGUCACUCUCGUCCACUCCACAGAAGACGCCGAAGGGGAAGCCGUGGCCGGGAGUCUGGAUCUUCACGAGGAACAAUCAGCCGCCACUAACAUCACAGCAGGGGCGGCUUGUGAGUACGGUGGGCAGUGGUACGAGGCUGGGGAUACCGUGCCCACCCAGGAACCGUGUUUGGUCUGCACGUGCACGAAGGCGUCGCUGGUGUGUCACUUGAGGGUAUGCCCAGCCGUGCCCACCAGUGUGCCAAUGGGAUGCUACAAACUACAGAAGGCAGGGACGUGUUGCCCUGAGGUGGUCUGCGACGGUGAGUUAGAGAGUAAUAAGUUAUACACGAAGGAGGCGGUGGCGGGGCUGGCGGCGGCGGAGCUGAGGCGGCAACAUGUGGAGAUCCAGUCUGCCAUGGAGGACGCUGUGGCGGCGGCGGCAGCGGUGGAAGGAACACGACGCAGGUGGAAUGAACGGAAUGAGUACACCACCUCCACCACCACCUCCACCACUACCUCCACCACUACCACCUCCCCUCAAACCCACGUCCUUAGUUUCCAGGGCUGUGUGGAGGACGGGGCAGUCUUUGCUGAGGGUUCCGCAAUGCUUUCCCCGGACGAAUGUUCCUACUGUUUCUGCAUCCAUGGGCAGCGGCAGUGUGUGGCUCCUAAAUGCCUGCUGCCUGUAGAGGGUUGCCGCCCACGCUAUCGCACCUUCUCCUGCUGCCCCUCCUUCUAUGAUUGUUACGGCUCCUCCUCCACCACCACAACCACCACCAUAGCCCCUGCCGACCUCCCCGCCGCUCCUCCUGCCGCGCCCCUAGCUGGUGUCCCUGCCCCCAAGACACUGACAGAGGAGGAUGAUGCACUCACCUUGUCGGCACCCAUCCAGCAGAAUCCCAUGGAAGCCCCAAGGGAAGAAUUUGAGAGGAGAACUGGCAGGGUGCUAAAUAUUGAAGAGGAUGUUGACCCCAGUGCUGGAAAGGAAGGAGAAGAGUCUGAUCCUGAUGCUGUUCCUGAAGAAGUCACAGAAAGCACAGAACCUUCAAUAGAUGUAGAGGUGGAGACUGAACCAACAGGACCCACAUCAACGAGAAAACCACCAACACGCCUUCGCCCAAUGUCACGUCCUUCUCUUGCUGAAAUAGCCAAGCGGCGUCAAGAAUCGAGGUUCAAGGCAAGGGAUCGUCUCCCCUCAUCUCCCCCCAGUCCCAGGAUUCGGAUCUCACACCCCAGCAGACCUCAGAAUAGGGAGAGAACAACCCAGCCAAGUUCUCUGCCUCUAAGUUUCCGCUACAAAACCCGUGAGCACUCCAGGUAUGGUGUUAGUGCUACCACGCCUGAACUGGCUUCCACCACAGCCACACCUGAACUGUCCUCCACCACAGCUAUACCGGAAGCAUCUUCUAACACCACCACCACCAACACCACCACUACUACCCCUGAAACACACGAAGAUCCACUGGAGUUACAUUUCAAACCCAAAAGACCCACAAAACUACACCGUUUCACCAGGGAACCAAGCAGCACCAGCACUACUACCACACCAGCCACACCCACCAUGAUUACCACACAGGGAAGCUUCAGAGUCAGUAGCUUCCUUGCCACCACACCCACCACCACACAAGAACCAGGUGAUGCCUCCUCCACCAGAACUACAGAAGCACCAAAGAGGCCAGUGAAGGACAACAAACUGAGGUGGAACAAAUUCAGAUUUCACUCCACCAUAUCAGCAUCGAACCGUCCUUCAAGGUUUGAAAGACGCCCACCUACAGGCUUCACCGACGCCACUACCAGUACAACCCCUGAAGAAGCUCCCUCUGAGGUGACAAACGAACGCAAGAUUGACAUUGCAACAUUACUUCGAGAGGCCGGUAUACAAGAGAUCUCUCCCCGUCCCCGCCCUCGCCCCCGCCUUCCCCUCCUGGAACGCCCUACGGUGCCUCGCCAGGGAAUUGGGUUGAUUCCCUCGGUUGGCGAAAGUGUGAGAAACGAACGGCAGACUAAGGACAAGACCAAAGACAAGAUCACCACGCAGGAGGGACAGGAGGAGGGCUUCACUGACACCCUCCCUGAAGACACCACCAUCUUGCCACUGGAGGAAGGGGCUGAUGAGGAAACAGCUGUAGAUGAAGUGGUGACUACUCAAAACUUCCCAGAGGAGACCGAGACUGUACUUCUGGAGGAGGAGGAAGCAACCACUGUGCUGUUCCCUGUGGUUCCUGAAACAACUCUUAAACCAAAGGAAUCAUCUCCAGUGACCACCACUACUACCAGUUCUACAACCACCACCACCACCACCACCACCACAGAAAAUCCCGCACCACAGCCACCUGCCAAAUCACCUGCCACACCUUCAGACGAUCCCCUGCCAACUCUCCCACCCGUGGAAGAUCCCUCAUCGGUGCCCUUGGAGGCUGACAUAGUGGACAUUGAGUACCUGGAGACUGAACCUGAACUACCUGUGUACGACAUCACCGUAGGUACCUCGGUGAUGACAGCCGGCCACAGCCAACAUUCCCCUGUGGGAGUUGGCCAAGUCAUCCCUGUGGAUCUGAAGCCAGAGGACUUUGUGCGACGUACUGAGGCAAAGAAACCUGCAGCACCUUCAGAAACACAACAAAGCGAUACAGAAAGCGAUGCCAAGAGAAACACAACAAAGACCUUGGAGACUUUCCUUCCUGGUGACGCUGUGCAGCCAGACCAAACCAAACCUGAAGGAGACGCUGAUACAAAGACCACCGAGGAAGAGACCACAGUGCCGGAGACCACUGUGCCUGAUGAGACCUUACCAGUUGAACAUAGAGUUGUAGAAGAUAAGACUGAACUUAACACUACUCAGGACCUGGACACUGUGGACAAGCCCUCCACGACUCCCUCACCAGCUUCCUCCUUCCUAGGCGCUUUCCUGAACAUCUUCACCCGCCCAGACAGGCCCAAAACUGAGAGGCCCAACAGACUGCCUCCACGCACCAGACCAGAAAACUUCAGACCUGAGAGACCUGGCCGUCCUGACAGACCAGGGAGACCAGGAAGCAGACCAAGACCUGGUGGCAAUCGAAGACCAGGAGGCAGACCAAGACCCGGACUUAGACCAUUCAGACCAUCACUCAGACCAGAUGAGCAGGACCAACCAACAGAUGAAGAGGAAGGACCAGAAUCUGAAGUCAGACCAUUCAGACCACCUCAGCAGCCAACACUGGAAGCACCAAAGCAGCCCACACUAGAGGCACUGGUACCAAAUGAAGCUGAACCAAAAGAAGGAUCAGACUUGUUAAAUCCUGAAAAUGCAGAAGAGCCUAAACCAGAUGAACCAACACUGGAAGACUCUAAACCUGACCAGGACAGACCAAACCAGACUAAACCAGAGGAAAAAGAACCAAAUGAAGCAGGAAUGGAGGGACAACUAGGGCCAGAGAAAGAAGACCCAGACCAGCCUGAAGUUCCAGACCGUCCAAGACCCUUCCGCCCCAGACCACCGCUGCGCCAUCCGUUCAGGACACGCCCCAGACCCACAGGCAGACCAGAAUUCAUCCCACCACGCUUCCGGUUCACAUCUCCAUCACCACCUGAGGGUGAGGAGGUACUGGAGAAGGUGGAGAAUAAGGAAACAGAGAUAGCUAUUGAAGAAGAAAUGGACAAACCUAUUUCUGAGUUCCGACCUUCAUUACCUCCACCCACUUCACCACCACCACCUCCACCACCACCACCACCGCCACCCUCAUCCCCAUCACCAGAAGAGGAACCCAAGGAGCCCAUCUCAAGACCACCACUGUUCAUACCUCCGCCUUCAAGAACAGAAGCUCCGUCACUGAGUCCUAUCAUACCAACAUUCCUUCAUGGUGCAGAAAAGGAGACAAAAUUACCAGGUAUUGCUCCCAUUGCCCUCUUCGACCUGCCAGAUCCAAUCCAUACCCCCACCAGGCGGCCAUUCAUCCCUCCACAGCCACGCCCACAGCAGCCUUCUACCAUAGAGGGUCUGCCAUCAGAGCCUGUUCUGGAAGGAGGGUUCUCAGGGAUACAAGACGAAGGGGAUAGAGUGCAACCAACCUUUGAACUAACUGAUGACUAUGACAAUGAAGGAGAACCGACCCUGCCGCCAUCUCUUCCUAACCUCAAAAUUAUCCCAUUCGUGGCAGCCGACGCCCUCACACACCCUCACAACACCUUCAGCACCGAGGACCUACGCUCCACAUCCCGCCCCCCUCUGCCACCCUUCUUGAUUCCAGGUCACGAGGACGACUUGGCCACAAACCUAAAGCCUGAGGACAUCACUGAUAAAUCCACCACCACCACCACCACCACCACCACAUCUUCAACCACCACUACCACGGAACUCCCCACCACAGCCCCUCGCCGUACCCUGCCACACCGUCCUCCCAUCCUGCCACAACGCCGGCCAGCAAGUGAGGAGGCAUCAACACGCCGUCCCUUCUUGCCUUUCCGCCGCCCAGGGGAAAGACCGAGCCGCCCGCCUUUUGCUGCACCACCACCAUCCACCACAGAGGAGCAGGAGAGCGAGAGCAGCACAGCCAGACCUAACCUGCUGUUUGCUUUGCGUGACCAUCCUGCAUCACGCCCGUCUUUCAUCCCUCCAAGACGCACAACAGCCGAUAUCACAGAAAUCACAGCUGCUCCUUCCAAAGCCACAUCUCUCUUCACACUUCCACCUCGACAGACACCCCCACCACCACCACCACCACCACCACCAACACGCCCACCACCACCGCCACCAACACGCCCACCGUCACCGCCACCAACACAUCCACCACCACCACCCUCACGCCAGCCUCCACUGUCCAUAUCCUCCUUCCUCCCACGCCCAAAACCUACAACCUUGCUUCCCACACAGACACCAAGACCAAUUGUACCGAAUGAAAUACCUAACCUGUUGCUCCCGGAUGUGUUUGGCCUCUCAGGGGCUCCGGGUGGCUCUAGGUUCACGGCCAGCCAGGGCACACCAAAGCCCAUCGUACCGGUCAAGAUUCCUCCAAGAUUGCCUGAAAUACCCGACUCUGUGAAGGAUCAACUACCGCUCGCCACAGACCCCAUCCUGGCCUCAGGUUUGCUCAAGCUCUCUGGCUGCAACAUCUACGGCCGCAUGCAUAAGGUCAAGGACAAGAUCCCAGAAUUAUCCGGCAAGUGUAAGGAGUGCCGCUGUACCCCCGUGGGCGUCCAGUGCCUUCCCACAUGUUAGCACCCUGUCCAUGCCAUGCCUCUGCCACCACCCGCCACCUGCCACCUGCCACCACUACAAAGACGAAAACAAGAGCAGGAUAUUUGACUCCUUAAAUAAUGUGUAUAUUUUCAAGCUUUGGAUCUUUUCUCAGGUACCAUAUUGAUGAGUUAAUUGAAUGACUAUUCAUUACCUUGCUUUUUUUUUUAUUUCCUUCAGACUAGAUGGCAAAAAAAGAUUAGUUGCUUGUGUGUAUUUCUAUUCACUCAUUUUGUACCGUCUCCUCCCAAUUUGACGUUGGUUUAUGACGCAAGAAAGAUUCGUACAAAGAUGUUUACUAAGAUUUUCUGCUACAAGAACCAUAUUAGGAUGGAUAUGUAGUCCUCCUUUUCAUUCAAUUUCAGUAUGGUACUAAAAUAUUGUGUGUUUUAAGAGGGGGAGAGAGAGAGAGAGAGAGAGAGAGAGAGAGAGAGAGAGAGAGAGAGAGAGA
Molecule: messenger RNA, 5990 nt
Organism: Portunus trituberculatus (swimming crab)
Lineage: Eukaryota; Metazoa; Arthropoda; Malacostraca; Decapoda; Portunidae
Product: proteoglycan 4-like
Exons: 14
Coding region: 299-5521 (1740 amino acids)
Molecular function (GO): protein binding
Source: RefSeq, a predicted model, not a curated record